Molecule: messenger RNA, 1413 nt
Organism: Drosophila bipectinata
Lineage: Eukaryota; Metazoa; Arthropoda; Insecta; Diptera; Drosophilidae
Source: RefSeq, a predicted model, not a curated record
AUGGCUGCUAAUAAGGAACAGCUUUUGGAAGAGCGUCUUCAGGAAUUGGGUCCUGAUCAGGUCAAGACCGUUACAGCCACAACUGUCUACACUUCUGCCUCAUCCCGCCACUAUAUUAGCCACAUCCGUCUGGCGUCUCCCAGCAAGUCUUGGCUCCUGUUUGGUGUCCUACUUGCCUUCACAAUCGCCGCCAGCUGGCCGACGGGGACAUCGGCACUGCCACGUCGUAGUCGUGGCUCAGAGGUAGCCUCCUGGCAUAAACGAGUAGGAGGAGACGCCACCAUCACCACAGAGCGAUCACUGCCACACUUGCCACACCGGCGACACAAUACCCCCAAUCCUGUAAAGCGUUUCCGGAGGCAUCGCCGCACCACCAGGGAUCUAAAAGCUCAAAUAUUCCCCACCACACCUAAGCCAUACGUGCAGGGGGAUAUUGUCCAGGUCGUUAUUGUAAAUAUUUCCAUGAGCGAGACCCUGAAUCGAGGACAGUGUGCUUGGAAAAUGUCAGACAGCGCCCUGUAUGCCGAACGGCUGAAGAAUGCCUUCUAUGUUAUUAAGGACACCAAGGAGGCCAUUGUUUGUUUCAUCGAUGAAUGGUUGGAUUACUCUUCUAAUCAGACCAUUGAGCAGGCCUUGCAUGAAAUGAAGUUGCAUCGCUUGUUAUUGGAGCAUCCUCUGAAGAAGGAAGUCGAACAUGUCGAGUUCAUCGAUCACACCUACAAAUACCAAGGACCUGUUGGCAGUCCCAAGGAUGAGAUGCCACGGAUUCUGGCCGCUCUCAGUGUCCUCGAUGAUUUCGUCAAGAAACUGAAUCUGACUGGAAAAUUUGCCACCGCCUCACGGGAAUUCACUCACAAAUACAUUUCUGAAAAGAUCUACCACAAUUUGGUGAAGGCACUGGAACUGGCCCACUUGCACGAGUGUGCCAUACCCGAUUACAAGUUCAACUCGAAUCAUGCCAGGUUGCAAUUUGCCGCCUAUAAUGAAACCGUUAAGGUCCUGACAGUUGUCGAGCACAUGUACCGCCACUGGAUGGCCGAAUCCAAUCUCUAAAAGCCCCAAAAAAAAAACCAACCAACCAACCAACGACCAUUUGCAAUCUCAAAGCUGCUAGGCUAGGUAAACCCACCCAGACCCCAUGCCCCUCUUAGAAUUAACUUAUUUAUUUUAACUUAUUAUUCCACACAAAGCCACAAAAACAAAAAAAAACCCAACGAAUUAUUUAUAACUAUACCACAUACAUCACAUUACAUAAUGCACUCUAUUUAUAUACAUCCACGAAUGCAUCCGAAAAUGCAAAUCAUACAUAUGCUGCCUCGCAGGCUCGAUAACUUAUUAGUAAUAUUAAGAAAAAAAAAUCAUUUUUUUUUUUAAACUAGCAUACUAUGUGAAAAAAACAACAAAAAUAUAUUU